AUGUCCAAUAUUGACAACAAAAAUAAAAAUUUGUCAUUAUUAAAAAAUAAAAAAAAAACUUUUACACCAAAAGAUAUUAAGAAAUGUAUAAACGAUGGACAAAUAGUUAUAAUUUAUAAUGAUAAAGUUUAUAAACUUAACAAAUGGAUAAAAUAUCAUCCAGGUGGUGAACUUGCUAUCUUGCAUGUAAAUGGCAAAGAUGCAACCGAUGAAAUAAAUGCUUUCCAUCCUGAAUAUGUAUUCCAACAGAAAAUCAACAAUUUUUAUGUCGGAGAAUACAUUAAUAAUAAUGAUGAUGAUGACGACAAAAAUGUAGAUAUAAAAGAUAACAAAAAACAAAGUAAUAAAGUAGAAGAUGAGUGGAAAGAAGAAGUUUAUAAUUUAUCGUCAGAGGAACAAAAAAACAUAUCAAUUGCUUAUAGAAAAUUAGACAUUUUAAUAAAAGAAAAAGGCCUGCACAAGUGUAAUUACUUUAAUUAUUUACUUGAGACUAUAAAAUACAUACUAUUAAUUUAUUCAGCAUGGUAUCUAGUAUUAAACAAUCCAAACAAUGAUUAUUCCUACUAUAUAUUAAGUGCAACCUUCCUUGGAGCAUUUUGGCACCAACUUGCAUUCACAGCACAUGAUGCAGGACAUAAUGGUAUAACACACAACCUAGUUAUCGAUAAUCUGAUCGGUGUGUUCAUUUCAUCAUUUUGUGGUGGCUUGAGUAUUGGAUGGUGGAAAAGAAAUCAUUAUGUUCAUCAUAUUGUAACAAAUCAUCCUGAACAUGAUCCCGACAUUCAACAUAUACCAUUUUUUGCCAUCACAACAAAACUAUUUGGAGGUUUAUAUUCAACUUUUUAUAAAAGAAAAAUGGAAAUUGAUCCAAUAGCAAAACUUCUGAUCUCUUACCAACAUUUCAUCUAUUACUUAAUAUUGUGUUUUGGUAGAUUUAAUCUUUAUUUCCUGUCGGUCAAUUUCCUGAUAAAUGAAGAAAAUGUUCUAUUUAGAAAUUUGGAAAUAUGUGGCAUGAUAACAUUCUGGUCGUGGUACCUAUUCAUGUUAUCUUUUCUACCAAAUAUUUAUAUAGGAAUAAUCUACAUCUUAAUAUCGCAUAGUGUAACAAUGUUGUUGCAUGUACAAAUCACACUAUCACAUUUUGGUAUGUGUACAAAAGAUUUUGGUGCCAAUGAAUCAUUCUCAAGAAAAAUGUUACGCACAACUAUGGAUGUUGAUUGUCCUUGGUGGAUGGAUUGGUUUCAUGGUGGCUUGCAAUUCCAAGCUAUACACCAUCUUUUUCCAAGAAUACCAAGACACAAUCUUAGAAAAUGUCAACCAUUGGUGAUGCAAUUUUGUCGAGAAGCCAAUCUCCAAUAUCAUCUAUAUGGUUUUGUUAAAGGCAAUAGAUUAGUCCUUAGCGCACUUAGAGAUGUUGCUAAUCAAGUUGAAUUAUUAGGAAAAGUUGCAAAAUCACAUGUUGAUAGACACAACAUGGUGAAAAAUGAGUAA
This is a messenger RNA of Entrophospora sp. SA101, 1491 nucleotides long. The record is from the annotation of a GenBank genome assembly. Lineage: Eukaryota; Fungi; Glomeromycota; Glomeromycetes; Entrophosporales; Entrophosporaceae.